GCGACACUGUUGUUGCAAAAACAUAACCUACACAUAACCUGUACAUGUCAACAGAUAAAAAAUACUUGUUUUAAGUAAUUGCCACUUCAUUUACAGUAAAAUGACGCAGAUUGUCAAAAGUAAAAUCGACCAAGCAUGUCGCGUAGCUGAAGAGUUUACCAAACUUUACUACGAAACAUCAGACAAGAGACGUCACUUGAUGUCAAAGUUGUAUCUAGACUCAGGCCUACUAGCAUGGAAUGGUAACGGAAUUAAUGGGAAUGAAAGAAUACAGAAGUUUUUCAUAGACCUGCCGACGUCAGACCAUAUAAUCAACACAUUAGACGCCCAACCAGUACUAGAUUCAGCUGUGAAUGGCCAACUUACAUUCAUGAUUCAAGUCAGUGGUACUGUGAGAUACCAAGACCGUGUUCCUAAGUCAUUCCAACAAAAUUUUAUUAUCACCGCACAAGGAGACAAAUGGAAGAUAGUGAGCGACUGCUUCAGACUUCAAGAGCCUUUGACUAAUAAUGAUACAAAGAGUUAAUACAUGUUUUGGAUUAAAAUAAAUACUUUUCUACAAUGAAA
This is a messenger RNA of Zophobas morio, 567 nucleotides long. RefSeq names its product NTF2-related export protein (gene Nxt1). Lineage: Eukaryota; Metazoa; Arthropoda; Insecta; Coleoptera; Tenebrionidae. Bases 101 to 526 code for a protein of 141 amino acids. The transcript has 3 exons. Gene Ontology annotation, cellular component: nuclear pore central transport channel. The record is from RefSeq and is a predicted model, not a curated record. Gene Ontology annotation, biological process: poly(A)+ mRNA export from nucleus.